UAUUUAUUUUGGAUUACAAAAAAUUACAAAUUUUUCUUCAUGAAAUAAAAUGAAUAAAAUGCCCGACCGUCGUGACAUUGGACCUUUUCUACAGCGCGUGCGCGCAUUUCUUUUGGGCCGCGAACACACCACAGCUCAUCGCCACCAAUUCAAUUUGUCGCCCCGGACUCAACCACCGCCAGAUAUACCUUCAGGUACAGCCAAGUUAUGGACGAACUAUUAUUUUAUGCGCGAUGCACGUUGUCAGGUGCGUCCACCCAUCGAUUUGGUUCAGCAGAAAAAGGAUCAAGAAGCUGCCGAAGCCGCGAAGAUGAAGGCUGCCGAGGCCGCCAAAGCUAAGGGCCCCGAGGCUGGUAAAGCUAAGGGUACAGAGUCUGCGAAAACCGAAGAAAAGAAGCCGUGUGCAGACUCCAUAUCUAAUAAAGGCAAGUGUAAGUCCGGUAAGCUGCCGACGCCGGGCAAAUUGCAUUUCUGGGAUUAAGGACGGGGAUAUAAGAAUAGAGCGAUUAUAUGGUGUAUCAGGAAAAGUUUUGAAAUUUAAAGUAAAUGGAGUAAAUUUUAGUUAUUAAUAAAUUGCCAGUACAGUGCUUAAUAUUAAACAAAA
Messenger RNA from Scaptodrosophila lebanonensis, 604 nucleotides. RefSeq names its product NADH dehydrogenase [ubiquinone] 1 alpha subcomplex subunit 7 (gene ND-B14.5AL). Gene Ontology annotation, biological process: mitochondrial electron transport, NADH to ubiquinone; ATP synthesis coupled electron transport. NCBI's taxonomy places the organism in Eukaryota, Metazoa, Arthropoda, Insecta, Diptera, Drosophilidae. The transcript has a single exon. Gene Ontology annotation, cellular component: mitochondrial inner membrane. The record is from RefSeq and is a predicted model, not a curated record. The coding region runs from base 50 to 481 and encodes 143 amino acids.